Ilex paraguariensis (yerba mate) is the source of this 2384-nucleotide messenger RNA. The record is from the annotation of a GenBank genome assembly. NCBI's taxonomy places the organism in Eukaryota, Viridiplantae, Streptophyta, Magnoliopsida, Aquifoliales, Aquifoliaceae.
UUAAGCCAUCACCCCCAAUACCGUCCCCUCUAAGUAUCUGAAUCAUUGUGUUAUCGAUCUGUGAGAAAAAUUUGUGUCGUGCAAUGGCGGACACCACUGCGCAACCCAGCCGAUCAAGAGACCUCGAUAAGCUCCUCCUCCGACCAGGCCAUCUCGUCGGCCCGAACUUCGAACCUGGACCUGAAUUGAGAGAUGAUCUUAAAGAGUAUGCGAAGGUUUUGGUGGUGGGUGCCGGUGGAUUGGGGUGUGAAUUACUAAAGGACUUGGCUUUAUCGGGAUUUCGGAACCUGGAAGUCAUUGACAUGGACCGAAUUGAAGUGUCCAAUCUCAAUCGCCAAUUUCUGUUCAGGUUUGAAGAUGUUGGAAAGCCGAAAGCUGAGGUGGCUGCAAAGCGAGUGAUGGACAGAAUUAGUGGUGUGAAUAUUGUGCCACAUUUUUGUCGCAUUGAGGAUAAAGAGCUAGAAUUUUACAAUGAUUUCAGUAUUAUAGUCCUUGGCCUUGAUUCCAUUGAGGCUCGAAGCUACAUAAACGCUGUGGCUUGUAGUUUUCUAGAGUAUGACUCUGAUGACAACCCUCGAGAAGAAACAAUAAAACCUAUGGUAGAUGGUGGAACUGAAGGUUUCAAGGGUCAUGCUAGGAUUAUUAUGCCAGGGGUCACGCCAUGCUUUGAGUGUACAAUUUGGCUCUUUCCCCCUCAAGUCAAGUUUCCUUUAUGUACUCUUGCGGAAACCCCAAGAACUGCUGCUCAUUGCAUUGAAUAUGCCCAUUUAAUCAAAUGGGAUGAGGCUCAUAGUGGAAAAAGUUUUGAUCCAGAUAAUCCUGAACAUAUGCAGUGGGUCUAUUCAGAGGCUGUCAAGAGAGCAGAGCUUUUUGGCAUUCUAGGAGUCACAUAUUCUUUGACCCAGGGGGUGGUGAAAAAUAUCAUACCUGCUAUAGCAUCCACCAAUGCAAUUAUAUCAGCUGCAUGUGCUUUGGAAACGUUGAAGAUUGUAUCAGCAUGCAGUAAAACAUUAUCAAAUUAUCUAACAUAUAAUGGUGUCGAAGGCCUUCACACUAAAGUGACUGAGUUUGUGAAAGACAAAGACUGUCUUGUGUGUGGUCCUGGCAUUCUUAUUGAGCUGGACACUUCAGUUACCUUGAAAAAGGUGUUUUCCUUUAUUUUUAUCUUUUUUUUUUCAAAAUUGCCUUGUGUCUCUAGUUGUACACUCCAUUAGUGAUUUCUAUUAUACAUUCCAAAAUGGUAAGUUCUGCUGAUCUAUCAUGACCUGGAUGUGACCUGAUCUGUUAUCUCUUGGGUUGGUUGUGUUCUGUAUGGACCUUGGUUAUACCUUGGGGUGAGAAAGUGAAAGCUUAUGAAUUGCAGAACUGACUGGGGUCCUAUAAGGUUAUGACUCUGCCAUUUGAUAUGGUAUAGAACCUCAGGAUGCUUUAAGACAUGGUUUGUGAAUGAAAUGAAAAGGAUGUUGUUGGAAAUAUCUGUUACAAAGUUCUACCAAUGCAAUUUUUUUAUUAGUCAUCCAAACUUUGAACGAUGGUAUCAUGUAGUAAUUUCUUUCUCUGUGGUCUAAUGAUUUUAUUUUGCCAAGAUAAGUGGUUAGAUUCUAUACACGAUCAUUAUGGGAAACAUGAAACUUAAAGUGUUUGUUACUCUAUUUGUUUCUGCUCUUUAGGGGCAUAAAUAGUUCUCUGCCUCUGGCAGUCUCCUGUUAUGCCCCUGACCUUCAUUUUGGGGUAACACUAGUCGUAAUUUCUGUUGUCUUGGAGCAGUUUAUCGAUCUACUUGAAGAUCACCCUAAGUUGCUUCUAUCCAGAGCAAGUGUUACGCACAGAGGGAAGAAUCUGUAUAUGCAGGGACCUCCAGUACUGGAAGAGAUGACUCGCUCGAACCUGGAUAUGCCACUAUGUGACCUAAUGGAUAAAAUCCCCAAGGACAUUGUCCAUGUGACUGGCAUAGCUGGAAAGGGUGAUAAGAAGCAAUCAUGUUUAAGAAAAUUACGUGUUGUUUUCAAAGGAAUUGAUGGAGUUACCGAUAUGGACACUGCUGGCGGGGCUUGACUUUUUCAUACCGCAACUGUUGCAACCAGAUCCAAAGCUGCUUCAGUAGGUGCUUGAAUCCCCCACCCUCCCUUUUCUAGUUUGAUUAUUUGAGCCAAAGGCAGGUUUUGUUGAGGCAAAAAAUGGAUAGCCUUAUAUUUUUGUUACUUUUUUCCAAAGAUAUCUCAGUAGAACAUUUGAGGCUGUGAAUAUAUUACCAAGAGAUCAAUGUUAUUAGAGAAUGUUCAUUUCAAGUCAUGCCCGAUAAUUUUUAGCAGAAAAUACAUGUAAAGGCGAUGAUUCAUUGGUUUAUUCGGAUUGAUGCAUGAUAGAUGCUGUAGCAAGAGCUG